Messenger RNA from Pseudovirgaria hyperparasitica, 1165 nucleotides. RefSeq lists its product as uncharacterized. NCBI's taxonomy places the organism in Eukaryota, Fungi, Ascomycota, Dothideomycetes, Acrospermales, Acrospermaceae. The coding region runs from base 62 to 1111 and encodes 349 amino acids. The transcript has 3 exons. The record is from RefSeq and is a predicted model, not a curated record.
GCCUGAAUUUGGACACUCUCAUCCAUCGCAUCAAAACUUAUUAGAAUCUCUGGAUAUUGUUAUGGCGGAGAUACCUAAGUCGCCAGUCACGUCCCCGAAUGGAGCUGCAGGUGACGACGACGACGACGACACACGCGACAAAUCGCAGACGCAGCGAAGUGUACAAUGGGCGGAUAGAGCAGCCGCAGAAGCCACGGCCUUUGCGAAACACCAGAUGGCGUCACGUCCCGACCAAGUCACCACGAGCCAAAGCACCCACAUGAACCAAGAUGCUCGCAUUGCUGCUCUUGAAGUAGCGGUUGGGAAAAUGGCCAAGCAGCUGGAGAUUCAGGCCGAUGAGCUGGAUAUGGUUUUGAGGCGGCUUGAUAAGGUGGCAGGAAACCCUAAGAUCGAGCCGAAACGAGAUAAGCUGGAAGUUGUACGGAAUACGGAAAAGCCAGGCAACCAGUGUGGAUCAGGAGAGAAACAGAAAACGCCGAAGGCGGGGAAGCCAGAUCUCCAUCAGACAGUGGAAGAGCCACGAAAGAGGCAGAGGCUGAUCGACCAGCUAGGCGACGAUGACCAGGAGCCACAAAAGCAACCCCAGCCAGCUGUGCGCAAGCGCAUGACUCCGCCAAAUGACAUGUUGAGCACAGUCUCAGCUAAGCGUCGCACCCUGCCAGCACCGGCCAAUAUGAACACCAGCAAACCGAAACUCCUGUCUAUCCCCAAAGGUCUGACCUCUAUGGCAAACCUGAAAUGGACCCCGUCUUCGUUCUCUUGCCCAGAUGGGGCUGGCUGGAUCUACUGCGAAUAUCCCUCUAAUUUCAUUCGCGUUGAGGACCUAGAGAAGAAGAUGGUGUCAGACUAUAUCAUGGAGAUGGGAAAGCAUGUCGGGGAGCCACAGGCCCAUAGUAGCAGUGUAGGUGAGCUAGAGGUGUGUAGGGUGGACUGGAGGGUUGUCAAGGAGGAACUGAGGGACAUGCGUGUUGAGGUCGCCAAGCGAGCCCGGCUCGUGUCGCAGACACCUGAACUGACGGCCCCGAAAGUUGAUAAGCAAACCAUGGUGGAGAUCAUAGGUGUUAGGCGUGAGCGCCAGGUUGCACGAGCUCUAGGACGGCAAAUGCUAUGAGUAGUCAUGGUACGAUAGAUGUCGUAGAUAUGCAGGCAGGCAUGAUAUUCGGCU